GGCGUGUCCAAGGACGUGCUCUACUCCAUCUCCAGCGGCGACCCCGAGGGCUACUUCACGGUGGACCGGACCUCGGGCUCCGUGCGCACGGCGCUGCCCCUGGACCACGAGACGCGGCCCAGCCUGGAGCUGGAGGUGCAGGCGCGGCACGGCUCGCCGCCGGCCUACGCCACCAGCCGCGUGCGCAUCACCGUCUCCGACGUCAACGACAACGCGCCCGUCUUCCUGCCCUCCUCCUCCGAGUCCCUGCUGCUGCCCGAGGUCACCAAGAUGGGCGCGGUCAUCUACCGCGUGCAGGCCACCGACGGCGACUCGGGCCACAACGGGCAGCUCAGCUUCGACCUGGUGUCGGCGGGGGCGGGGAACGGCGGCGGCGGCGGCGGCGGCGGCGGCGGCGGCGGCGGCGCGGGCGACCGGACGUUCGGCGUGGACCGGGGCAGCGGCGAGGUGCGUCUGAUCGGGGCGCUGUCGUACGAGAGCGUCCCGCGCUACGACCUGCAGGUGGUGGCCAAGGACGGCGGCGCGCCCCAGCUGAGCUCCACCUUCACGCUGGUGGUGCACGUGCAGGCGCAGGACGCCCAGGGCCCCAGCUUCGACACGCUGACCUACCGCGUGGAGCUGAGGGAGAACACGCCGCUGCAGACGCGCUUCCUGCAGGUGCGCGCCCUCCACCGGGAGGCGGCCGGGAACGGGGCGGGCGCCUCCUCCUCUUCAUCUUCCUCCUCCUCCUCUUCGUCCCGGACGAUGUCGUACCGCCUGCGACCGGACGGGGACGCGGCCCGCUUCGGCGUGGACCCCGCCAACGGCUGGCUGUUUGUGCGGAGCGCGCUGGACCGCGAGGCCAAGGACAUGUACCUGCUGACGGUGCUGGCCACCUCGGGGGCCCCCCAGGCCGGCCCCGGGGGGGCCCCCGGCCGGACGGGCAGCGCCACGGUGCGGGUGAGCGUGACGGACGAGAACGACAACGCCCCGCGGCUCAGCCAGGAGCUCGCCUUCCUGGCGGUGCGGGAGAACCAGGUGGCGGGGACGGGCUUCGGAAGGGUGGCGGCCACGGACCGCGACGCCGGCCUCAACGCACGCCUCACCUACCGCCUGCUGCACGCCGACCGCCACUUCCAGAUCAACGCGCAGACCGGUGAGGUCAGCACCCGGGUGGCCCUGGACCGGGAGCAGCAGUCCAGCUACCAGCUGAUGGUGGUGGUCCAGGACGGGGGCACGCCCCCCCGCAGCGCCACUGGCGCCGCACACAUCACCGUGCUGGACGAGAACGACCACACCCCCGCCUUCACGCACGCCGCCUCUGACCAGGAGAUGCUCCUUCAGGUGAUGGAAGGCCUCCCGUCUGGGUCCCUCCUGGGGACACUCAGCGCUAAGGAUCCGGACGAGGGAGAGAACGGCACCAUCUUCUACUCUCUGUCCGGAGUCAGAGCCGAGCGCUUCUCUCUGAACCCGACCACGGCGGAGCUCCGCACGGCGUCCCCGCUGACGGCGUCCGACCGGUCGGAGUACGCCUUCACCGUGACCGCCAGUGACCACGGCGACCCCGGCCUCAGCGCCUCCUGCGAGCUCCGCGUCCAGGUCCUCGGCAUCACCCGAUCCUCACCCACCAAGAACAACCUCGUCUCCAUGACCAUCACGGCGACCGAAGGCGCCGCCCCGGGCUCCGUGAUCGGCUCGCUGCGCCCCUCCGACCCCCAGGGAGCCUCCCCGUUGGACGGCGGCCAGGCCCAGGUGACCUACCUGGUGGUGGGCGGGUCGGACCGGCAGGGCACCUUCAUGGUGGACCGGCUGAAGGGCGACGUGGUGCUGGUGCGGGAGCUGGACUACGAGGAGGGCUCGCGCUACACCCUGACGGUGGAGGUGUCGGACUUCUCCCGGGCGUUUCCCAGCAGCCACCUGGUGAGGCUGGACGUCCAGGUGUUGGACAGCAACGACCACGCGCCCGAGUUCACCGAGGACCCCGUCGCCGUGGUGAUCCCGGAGAACGCGGAGCCGGGGGCGUCGGUCUACACCUUCCAGGCGGUGGAUGAGGACGGCAGCGGGCCCAACCGGGAGCUCCGCUACACCCUGGAGCACUGCUGGCCUGCCACCCCCGACCUGCUGUCGCUGCACCCCGUCACGGGGGUCCUGACCCUGGCCCAGAGGCUGGACCACGAGGCCACGCCCGCCCUCUACCUGGUGGUCCGGGCCACGGACCAGGCCCUGGACCCCGCGCUGCGGCGCUGGGGGUCCGUCACGGCCCGCGUGUUCGUCACCGACGUCAACGACAACGCCCCCGCCUUCAGCUCGCCGUCGGUGGUCAGCGUCAUGGAGGACCAGCCCGUCGGGUUUGUCAUCGUGUUUGUGAUGGCCCGGGACGAAGACGAAGGGGAGAACGGUCGGGUUUCGUACCGCAUCCAGACGGGGAACUCAGCCGGGCGCUUCAGUCUCAACCCCAACACUGGCUCGCUCUCCAUCCUCAAGGCCCUGGACCGGGAGGAGCAGGAGGUGUUCAACCUGACGGUGGUGGCCGAGGACCACGGGAGCCCCCCGCUCUCCACCCACCAGCUGCUCUGCGUUCAGGUCAUCGACGUCAACGACGAGGCGCCCACCUUCCAGUGGGCGGAGUUCGAGAGCCAGGUGAUGGAGAACCGCGGCCCGGGCACCACCGUGCUGACGGUCAGCGCCUCCGACCGCGACCAAGGGUCCAACGGUCAUGUGACCUACGGGGGCGUGACCGAGGAAGGCUUUGUGAUAAACCCGGUCACCGGUGUCAUCACCACCACCCGGGAGCUGGACAGAGAGGCGCAGGACCGCUACACGCUAACAGUGUACGCCAGGGACGGUGGUCUUCCCGCCCGCUUUGCCAAGGCGGUGGUGCGGGUGGAGGUGACGGACGAGAACGACAACGCGCCCGUGUUCGGGAAGCCCUGGUACAGCCUGGAGGUGCCGGAGAACCAGGAGGCCGUGGAGCUCUGCUUCCUCAAGGCCACCGACCCGGACUCAGGGCCCAGCGGAACCCUGCUGUACCGCAUCAGGGCCGGGGACCCUGAAGGCAUGUUCCGGAUCCACGCCGGCUCCGGGGCCCUGUCUACCUCGCAGCCUCUGGACCGGGAGGCCACAGAGCGGUACUCCCUGGAGGUGGUCGCCGUGGACACCGGGAGCCCCGCCCUCAGCACCACGGUGAUGGUGGAGGUGAACGUGAUGGACAUCAACGACAACAGCCCCGUGUUCGGCAGCAGCAGCUACUCGGUGGACGUGUCGGAGGACGCCACCCAUGGGGCCUCCGUCCUGCAGGUGACGGCCACGGAUGCGGACGACGCCCUGAACGGCCGGCUGCUGUACUUCCUGAGCGCCGACGCGCACGGUGCCUUCGCCGUGGACGAGCACUCGGGCCUCAUCACCACCUCCGCCCCGCUGGACCGGGAGAAGCACCCGUCCUACACCUUCCUGGUGAUCGCCGUCGACCUCUCGCCCGCCGCCCCCAGGAACAGCUCGGCUCAGGUGUCCGUCACGGUGCUGGACGUCAACGACAACGCGCCCUUCUUCCUGCAGGACCCCCUCGUGGUGGAGGUGUCCUCGGCCCACGCCCAGCGCGUGCUGGCCACCAUGAAGGCCGAGGACCGGGACUUCGGGGCCAACGGCUCCGUGUUCUACCGCUUCGCCAUGCCCGUGCGGGGCUUCAGCAUCAACUCCCUGACCGGGGAGAUCCAGGCCACCGGGCCGCUGGGCGCGCCGGGCCAGGCGCAGACCACCCUGAUCGUGGAGGCCAUGGACCAGGGCAACCCGGCGCAGUCCACCCAGGGCGUGGUGGUGAUCUACGUCCGCGAGCUGGAGUACAACGGCAUCCGCUUCUCCCGGAACGCCCGUGACGUCAACCUGCAGGAGAACGCCGUGCAAGGCACGGCGGUGGCCCGGCCCCAGGCCCAGUUCCCCGACGGCUCCCGCCAGGGGAUCAGCUACAGCCUCUUCAGCGGCAACCGGAGACGCGUGUUCAGCAUCAGCUCCUCCACAGGCGAGAUCCUGGUGGAGAGCCCCCUGGGGCUGGACUUCGAGGACAGCCCGCGCCUCCGUCUGGUGGUGAAGGCAGAGACCGUGACCUCCACCACCUUCAUGGCGGUCAACCUGAUCCUGCAGGACAUCAAUGACAACCUGCCCCGCUUCCAGCUGCAGAACUACGUGGCCUACAUGAGGGAGGCCCAGGGAUACGAGACGCCCAUCAUUCAGGUAAUGGCGGAGGACAUGGACCAGGGUCAGAACGGUCAGGUGACCUACUCCAUCCAAUCGUCGACCAUGAGCGGCCUGUUCAAGAUCGACCCAGUGAGCGGGAGCAUCUCCACCGCUGCCAUCAUGGACCGUGAGAUCUGGACGCAGACCAAGCUGGUUAUCACGGCAACCGACAGAGGCAGUCCCCGGUUGGCGGGGUCGGCCACCCUGACCGUGAUCAUCGUGGAUCAGAACGAUAACAGUCCCACCAUUCCGCUGCCCUCGGAGAUCCGAAUUCCCGAGAACACCCUGAUCGGCACGGAGGUCACCCUGGUGACGGGGAACGACGUGGACUCCAGCCCCGAGCUGUCGUACUCCCUGAGCCUGGAGCCCUCCGCGGCGGGCCGCUUUAGCAUCCACCGCUACGGCGGCGGGGUCUCGCUGACCGGGCCCCUGGACUUCGAGGAGAAGACCUGGUACACGGUGACGGUGCGCGCCACCGACACCAAGCACCACACGGAGGCCAACGUCACCAUCCGGGUGGAGGACGUCAACGACAACGCCCCCGCCUUCACCCAGGACCUCUACCAGGUGACCCUUCCUGAACACACGCCACCAGGAAGUCCUGUUGUCACGGUGACGGCCCACCGACCGGGACUCGGGGGAGAAUGGAAAGUCACGUACCGCCUGAUGUCAUCCCACCCAGGAGGGCUUCCUCAUCGACCCAAAUAACGGCACCCUGUCCAUCAGCCAGCGGGCGGAGUUCGACCCCGAGCGGCCCUCGGUGAACAUCGUGAUCGAGGCGCGCGACGGCGGGGAGCCCGCCCUCUCCUCCCUCACCACCGUCCAGGUCCAGAUCGCCGACGUCAACGACAACGCGCCCGUCUUCCACCAGUCCGACUACAGGGCCACGGUGGCAGAGGACACCAUCGCCGGGGCGACCAUCCUGACCCUGGAGGCGUUCGACAGCGACCUCGCCCGGGAGAACUGCGGAUUCGACUUCGCCAUCGCCAACGGCAACGAGGGGAUCGCCUUCCAGAUCGAGAGCAGCGUCCGCUUCCUGGAGGGGCGGGGCUUCCAGACGGUGGGCACGCUGCUGUUGGCCGAGGGCCUGGACUUUGAGACCACGCCCCUCUACAACCUCACCGUGGUGGUGUCGGAC
Messenger RNA from Gadus morhua (Atlantic cod), 5347 nucleotides. RefSeq names its product dachsous cadherin-related 1b (gene dchs1b). The record is from RefSeq and is a predicted model, not a curated record. Bases 271 to 4917 code for a protein of 1548 amino acids. Gene Ontology annotation, biological process: homophilic cell-cell adhesion. The transcript has 21 exons. NCBI's taxonomy places the organism in Eukaryota, Metazoa, Chordata, Actinopteri, Gadiformes, Gadidae. Gene Ontology annotation, cellular component: plasma membrane. Gene Ontology annotation, molecular function: calcium ion binding.